Messenger RNA from Vicia faba (fava bean), 708 nucleotides. Lineage: Eukaryota; Viridiplantae; Streptophyta; Magnoliopsida; Fabales; Fabaceae. The record is from the annotation of a GenBank genome assembly.
AUGGCUAAUAACUUUUUCCUUUUAUUUGUAUUUGUUUUUGCUAGUCAAGUGAUUGGCGGAUUGAAUACAAAGCUACCACCUCCUUCCUAUGGAAAUACAGUAAGCAUUCUUAGUAUUGAUGGAGGUGGGAUUAAGGGAAUUCUUCCAACUGUUAUUCUUGAGUACUUGGAAAAUGCUCUUCAGAGUGUGUCAAGAGAUGAAAAGGCAGCACUAGCAGACUAUUUUGAUGUGAUAGCAGGAACAAGUACAGGAGGAAUCAUUACUGGAUUGCUAACUACUCCUAACCCUAAUGACACUUCACGUCCUUUAUUUACUACUAAACAAAUCUUACAAUUCUACUUGGAAUUUGGUCCUUCUAUAUUCAACCAAACUUAUGCUAUUGGUUGGGAUAAUGAUACUCCACAUGCCAAGUUUGACGGCAAGUUCUUACAUGAAAAGGCACAUGAGCUUUUGCAAGAAACACGUCUGCAUGAUACAUUGACCAAUGUUGUAAUUCCAACCUUUGAUACCGUUGAUUUACACCCAGUUAUCUUCUCAAGCUUUAAGCUAAAGACUGUUCCUAGCCUUGAUGCAAAACUUUCUGAUAUAUGUAUUGGGACUUCAGCUUUCCCAUCCCAACUACCACCGUAUGCCUUUAAGAAUGGUGAUAAGGAAUUCAAUCUAGUUGAUGGGGCUCUCACUGCAGCUGGCCCGGUAAAUUCUUCUUGA